UGUGUUAUUGAUCUGUGUAGAUUAUGCGCGAUCCUGAUACUGGUAACUCGAAGGGAUUUGCCUUUGUUAACUUUGCCAGCUUUGAGGCAUCUGAUAAUGCUAUUGAGGCAAUGAACAGUCAAUACCUGUGUAAUCGGCCUAUUUCUGUGUCAUAUGCAUUCAAAAAGGAGGCAAAGGGAGAAAGACAUGGAUCAGCAGCAGAACGUUUAUUGGCUGCUCAGAAUCCACUUUCAAAGGCUUCUCUUCCUCAUCAAUUGUUUGCUGAUGCACCAGUUGCCAGCUCUGGUAGACGAGAUGCUACACCUAUAACUGUUCCAUUGCCUCCAAUGAUGCCACCUGUAAUGCCUCCAGUCAUGCGUCAAGGGCUUCCCCCUAUGCCACCGGUCCCUGCACCCCCACCACAACCUCUCCCCAGCAGUGCAGUUGCAACAGAACCUCGACCACCAAUGCAAUUUCCAGCAGGUAUUCCAUUUCCUCCAGGAAUCAGACCUCCUCCUGGUUAUUCCAUGCCAAAUAGACCUCCUCUUGGUAUGCCUGGCUUAGCACCCCAACUACAGACUGGAGUUGCAAAUUUGGCAGGACUACGGCCACCUUUGAUGCCCAUGUUUCGUCCUGAAGGGUUACAACCAUCUAUGCGACAAUCGUAGUUCUACAACUGAUGGAAGUUCUGUUCCAUCAUAUAUGCUGAAUAUCUAGUCAGACAGUGAUGCUUGACACUUAUUACAGUUUUGGUCAGCAUGAAUUUAGUUUAUGCUACUAGAAUAGUAGUAGACAUAUUGAAUCAUGUGAAAUGUAAAUAUCCAAGUUGGCAAUGCAUGUCGUUUUUCUGA
Molecule: messenger RNA, 830 nt
Organism: Corticium candelabrum
Lineage: Eukaryota; Metazoa; Porifera; Homoscleromorpha; Homosclerophorida; Plakinidae
Product: splicing factor 3B subunit 4-like
Exons: 6
Coding region: 24-647 (207 amino acids)
Biological process (GO): positive regulation of mRNA splicing, via spliceosome
Cellular component (GO): U2 snRNP; U12-type spliceosomal complex; nucleolus
Molecular function (GO): RNA binding
Source: RefSeq, a predicted model, not a curated record